This is a messenger RNA of Panthera uncia (snow leopard), 4101 nucleotides long. It is a transcript of the gene SCAND3, whose product is annotated as SCAN domain containing 3. The record is from RefSeq and is a predicted model, not a curated record. NCBI's taxonomy places the organism in Eukaryota, Metazoa, Chordata, Mammalia, Carnivora, Felidae. Bases 1048 to 2964 code for a protein of 638 amino acids. The transcript has a single exon.
GAGUAUCUGUUGUAGAUGAAAGCAGGGGAAGAGCUUCAUUACUCUUCACUGUGCUCAUGACGAGUGAGAAUGUUUGGCAGGGUAUAUGCUAAAUAAAGCACAGGGUGGUCAACUUGGAUUUGUUCUCUCCAGAGAAAAGCCCAUUACUUCUAAUUCCUAUCUCCCCCACCCCCCACCACCACCCUUUUAUCAGGUUGGAAGUUAUAACCUUGAAUGCUGCUUUAUUUUUUGUGUGGGGUGAUGACAGUCUCACUCUGUCCUGGUGUGAGAAAUUCCUUGGGGGGAUAAGGAAGCUAAGAUCUAGGGGGUAAGUGGUGUGUGUGAGGGUGUGUUUCUACGGGAGGAUGAACAUGGGAAAAGCUGAACUUAGUGUUACUUUGGGUGGGGAGCUGAGCCAAGAAAGGGCAUCUUGGGUCAAGUGAAGUAAUCAGGAAGGACAAGAGAUGACAAGUUGGAUUGCGAGAUACGGGUUUGUGUUGAGAAAAAGUUCAGUUUUCGGAUAUAAAUGGAGAACAUGAGAUAAGGCCAAAGAGCUUUAUUUUAAAUCCAUAGGUUUUAUAGAGUUAAUGUGUGUUCAGCGUUGAGUUUUGAAACAUGGGGGCUACACCUGAUUUGGGCCAGUGGUACUGGAGUGUGAUCUUCGGAUCAGCGCUGGUCUGCAAACUUUAUACCAGUCCACAGUGGGGCAAGUGUACUAAUCAAGAGUAUUUAGAAACUAGCCACAAUUUGACAUUGCCGUAGUGCCCAGCACGUGAUUACUGCACUUGCGUUUCCGAGUAGAAUGCUGGCAGGUAUGGAUGUUGACUCCUAGGGCAAGUCGUGUGCUGGCAUUGUAUAGCACUCAAGCACAGUUACAGUGCGUGAUAUUUUAUGGCUAGUUUGUCUUCUGUAACUCAGAAAAAAUGUAAGCAUUUAUUUAUCUUUAUAACUUCAUUUUAAAACCAUUUUUAAAUUUUUAAUCAAACCUAGUUUUUAAUUUGUUUAACAUUAUUAGACAAAGGAGGAAAGUAACGUUUGUGUUUAUUUAUUUUUAAUCCUGAUUUUCAGAUGGCAAAACGAGCUUCACUGGACUUGUUUGUCAAGAAAAAACAUAGCCUUUCUGAAUCUGGGGGCAGGAGUAGAAGAAACGGUAAAGGUGGAAGUCAGCCUGAGGAAGUGAAAGGCAGAAGAGUUCACACAGGUUUCACCCGGAAAUAUGACCCCUCGUACAUUGAGUUUGGGUUUAUAGCUGUAAUUGAUGGUGAGGUGCUGAAACCACAGUGUAUUAUUUGUGGAGAUAUCCUGGCUAAUGAAGCAAUGAAACCAUCAAAACUUAAGCGGCAUUUAUAUUCAAAACAUAAAGAAAUGAGUUCACAACCAAAAGAAUUCUUUGAGAGGAAGAGUAGUGAAUUAAAGAGCCCAUCAAAGCAGGUGCUCAGUGUUUCUCACAUAAACAUUAGCGCCCUGCGGGCUUCCUACAAGGUGGCGCUGCCUGUGGCCAAGUCCAAGACGCCGUACACGAUUGCGGAGACCCUGGUGAAAGACUGCAUCAAGGAGGUCUGCCUGGAGAUGCUGGGAGAGUCGGCUGCCAAGAAGGUGGCUCAGGUGCCCCUGUCCAAUGACACCAUCGCCCGGCGCAUUCAGGAGCUGGCCAGUGACAUGGAAGACCAGCUCAUAGAGCAAAUAAAAGAAGCAAAGUACUUCUCGCUGCAGCUGGACGAGUGCAGAGAUAUCGCUAACAUGAUUGUUCUCUUGGUGUACGUGCGGUUUGAACACGAUGAUGACAUAAAGGAAGAAUUCUUCUUUUCAGCCUCUUUGCCAACAAACACAACUAGCUCAGAACUGUGUGAAGCUGUGAAGAAUUAUGUCGUCAACAAGUGUGGUCUGGAACUUCAGUUUUGUGUAGGCCUGUGUUCUGAUGGUGCGGCUUCGAUGACAGGGAGACGGUCCGAGGUGGUGGCCCAGAUUAAGGAACUUGCGCCGGAGUGUAAAAUAACACAUUGCUUCAUUCAUCGAGAGGGUCUGGCCAUGAAAAAGAUAUCAGCUGAACUAAAUAGUGUGCUUACUGACACAGUAAAAAUUGUGAAUUAUGUAAAAUCUAAUGCAUUAAAUUCGAGAUUGUUCUCUUUGUUGUGCGACAAUAUGGAAGCGGAUCACAAGCAGUUGUUACUGCACGCGGAGAUGCGGUGGUUAUCACGGGGGAAAGUUCUAUCAAGAAUGUUCGAAAUACGAAACGAACUCUUAGUGUUUCUGCAAAGCAAGAAGCCAGUUUGGUCCCAACUUUUCAAAGACGUGAAUUGGACAGCCAGACUUGCUUAUUUAUCUGAUAUCUUCAGUAUUUUUAAUGAUCUUAACGUUUCCAUGCAAGGGAAGAAUGCAACAUGUUUUUCAAUGGCUGAUAAGAUUGAAGGACAAAAACAAAAGUUAGAAGCUUGGAGAAACAGAGUUUCUGUGAAUUGUUAUGACAUGUUCCAUAAUUUAACAACAAUUAUCCAUGAAGUAGGUAAUGACCUUGAUAUUGUCUAUCUGCAAAAAGUUAUCAAUGAACAUCUUACAAAUUUGUUAGAUUGUUUUGAAUUGUAUUUUCCAUCGAAAGAAGAUCCACGCAUAGGGAACUCAUGGAUCCAAAAUCCAUUCCUCUCAUCAAAAGAUAACUUAAAUUUAACUGUCACCCUGCAGGAUAACUUGUUGAAGCUGGCUGCUGAUGAAGGACUGAAAAUGAAUUUUGAAAAUACAGCAUCACUUCCUUCAUUUUGGAUAAAAGUUAAAAAUGAGUAUCCUGAGCUUGCUGAGGUUGCUUUAAAAUCCCUUCUUCUGUUCCCCUCAACGUCCCUGUGCGAGACCGGGUUCUCGACUUUAAGUGUCAUUAAGACAAAGCACAGAAACAGUUUGAAUAUACAUUAUCCCCUGAGAGUAGCAUUGUCAUCCAUCCAGCCCAGGUUAGACAAACUAACAAGCAAGAAGCAAGCUCACUUAUCACAUUAAAAACUUAAAGGUAUUCAGUCAAAGUGUGCAUAUACGCAUUACGGAAUACGAAAGUUAUUAAAAUAGCAAUUCUCUAUAUAAAUUGUAUGUAUACUUUCAGUUACGUGUACAGUUUUUAUAAUUCUUUUCUUGAUAUAUUUCUUAUAUUUAUUAAAAUGUAAUUUUAAAUCUGUUGUUUCUAAUAUUAAAAAAUUUUGGUCUUGUAUUUUGUAUGUCUUUGUUAUUGUUGUGUUUCAUCAGGAUAUGAAGAUUGUAGGACGACUUCUGGAUGGCAGUGAUUUCUCUGAAGUGGCAGAUUAGAUCAGUGAGGGGAAGUGAACUUAAGGCUGGAAUUGGAAUCUGAGUGUCCUGGUGGUCAGGUGGGAAGCUAAUGUUAGGUUUCCUUUGUUGCUGCAUGUUUACACACAGUGUUUACGUGGUGAGGACAGGGAAACACCUAUCAUAGUGUCAUAGUGAUGAGUUUAGGUCAGGUACAGACUUUUAGAUUUUGCUUGAGCCGAUUGCUGUUCAGGUUCUCUGGGACAGAGCCAGGAAUGACGAGCUCUUCAGGUAGAUUUAUAACCUCUACGGUGCGGAGAUGAUUCAGAAAAAUGGCACACAUAUCUGCUCUCCUGUCUGCACUCACUCGGAAUUGUGGAAAACAGACUGUUAGCACAUGGCAGUUUCUUUAGGGUAAAAACAUGCCAAGAUCCUUGAGGAAAAUGAAUCUUUUCCUAGACAGAAAAGCAACAUAACAGUAAGUGCUUAUUUUCAAAGAAAUGUAACAUUGAAAGUUGAAGACGGGAAAGAGAUGUAGUCAUACGAAAUGUCACUAAUAUUUUAUUGAUUAAAAAGUUUCAUUGGAAUGGAUCCCAAAAAUGUUAGAAAGCAGAGGAAACAUUUUUCACAUUCAAUUCUGAACCUUUAGUAGGAUUAUAUUUUAUUGUGCAUGUUUGAUAAAAUCUUACAGCUUCUCAAAAAAAGUGGUAUUGGUGGAUAGAUAUAUGCAACAAUGGUUUAAUUUCUUCCACCUACAUUUUAUGUGUCCUGUCUCCUAUCUGACUAUAUUUUGGAACUAAGGGACUUACAUUUAAAACAUUUUACCAUUUGUUUUAUUGAUUGAAUAAAGUAUUGUGCUUCCAAUUUUCAAAAUUAAAA